Acanthisitta chloris (rifleman) is the source of this 1725-nucleotide messenger RNA. RefSeq names its product EYA transcriptional coactivator and phosphatase 3 (gene EYA3). The record is from RefSeq and is a predicted model, not a curated record. Gene Ontology annotation, cellular component: nucleus. NCBI's taxonomy places the organism in Eukaryota, Metazoa, Chordata, Aves, Passeriformes, Acanthisittidae. The coding region runs from base 1 to 1725 and encodes 574 amino acids. The transcript has 17 exons. Gene Ontology annotation, biological process: positive regulation of DNA repair; negative regulation of extrinsic apoptotic signaling pathway in absence of ligand; multicellular organism development. Gene Ontology annotation, molecular function: protein tyrosine phosphatase activity.
AUGGAAGAGCCACAAGACUUACCCGAACAACCAGUGAAAAAAGCCAAGAUGCAGGAGUCCAGAGAGCAGAGCCUGAGUCAUGUGAGCAACGCAGAAGUCAGCGAUCAGAAACCUGAAUCUUCAAGCCUUGGUUCAAACCUUCCCAUGUCCAGUGAGAUUAUGGCAUGCACUGAUUAUAUUCCAAGGUCAUCAAAUGAUUAUACCUCACAAAUGUAUUCUGCAAAGCCAUAUGCACAUAUCCUUUCUGUACCUGUAUCAGAAACCAUGAGCCCUUACCCUGGUCAGCCUCAGUACCAAGCACUACAGCAGUCCCAGCCCUACACCAUCUACCCCCAGACCACCCAGACCUAUGGACUACCUCCUUUCGGUGCACUGUGGCCAGGUAUGAAACCUGAAAGUGGUUUAAUUCAGACUCCAUCUACAAGUCAGCACAGUGUUCUUACCUGCACUACAGGGUUAACCACAAGCCAGCCCAGCCCAGCACAUUAUUCUUAUUCCAUUGAAGCGUCAACUACCAAUGCCAGUCCAGUCUCUACAGCCUCCACUGUUGUCAAUAUUUCCACGUCAGCAGUAGCCAGCAUCUCACAGGAGUAUCCUACGUACACGAUCCUUGGCCAGAGCCAGUACCAGCCGUGUUACCCGAGCUCUGGUUUCGGUGUGGUGCCAGCAGCAGACAGCAGCUCGGAGAGCAGCACCAUUGCCACCACCACCUUCCCAGCUGAGAAGCCAAACGCUGCGGUGCCUGCGCGGGCAGUGCAGAGACCUUCCUCUGGAGAUGCAUCCACAAGUCCCUCAUUAGGAAGAGCAACAGCAAGUAAAGAGUUAGAUGAGCAGGCAAGAAAAAACAUCCCUGGGAAGAACAGGGGGAAGAGGAAAGCAGAUGCUUCCUCCUCACAGGACAGUGAACUGGAGCGAGUGUUUCUCUGGGACCUGGAUGAGACCAUCAUUAUCUUCCAUUCACUUCUCACAGGGUCUUAUGCUCAGAAAUAUGGCAAGGAUCCAACUCUAGUGAUUGGCUCAGGUCUGUCCAUGGAGGAGAUGAUUUUCGAGGUCGCUGAUACCCACCUGUUUUUCAAUGACUUGGAGGAGUGUGACCAAGUACACAUAGAAGAUGUGGCAUCUGAUGACAAUGGCCAAGAUCUAAGCAACUACAACUUCUCCACGGAUGGUUUCAGCGGCUCCGGGAGCUCUGCCAACCACAGCUCCUCAGUGGGUGUGCAGGGAGGAGUGGACUGGAUGAGGAAAUUGGCCUUCCGCUACCGCAGGGUGCGCGAGGUCUACGACAAGUACAAAACCAAUGUGGGAGGCCUGCUCAGCCCCCAGAAGAGAGAAGCUCUGCAGCGACUGAGGACUGACAUAGAAGUGCUGACAGAUUCCUGGCUGGAAACUGCACUGAAGUCUCUGCUGCUCAUCCAGUCCAGAAAAAACUGUGAGAACAUCUUGAUCACAACCACCCAGCUGGUGCCAGCUCUUGCCAAAGUUCUCCUCUAUGGAUUGGGCGAGGUGUUUCCCAUCGAAAAUAUUUAUAGUGCUACAAAAAUAGGUAAGGAGAGCUGCUUUGAGAGGAUUGUGUCCCGGUUUGGAAAGAAAGUCACCUAUGUGGUCAUUGGGGAUGGACGGGACGAGGAGGUCGCGGCCAAGCAGCACAACAUGCCCUUCUGGAGGAUCACAAACCACGCCGACCUCGUGUCCCUUCACCAAGCCCUGGAGUUAGACUUCCUGUAG